AUGGCUCUGUCUAGGAGGUCAUAUACAAAGGUGGAUAAGGAGGACCCUGAAGACAUAAUACACCGAAGGGCACAGUUUUUGAUCAACAAAGUGUUGGAGAAAGCAGAUUCACGCAGAAAGCCAUCAUGCCUUAGACUCAGAAUUUCUAAGUUGAAGGUUAAGAUUGGGAGGAGGUUAAUGAGGCUGAGGAAGAGAAUUAUGUCAGGUGUUUCCGCAGCAAGACUUGGCAUUCAUGGACACUUUAUGAGUCAGCUCAAAACAUGGAAGAGACUGUUUGCCAGAGGAAGACAAUCACAGACCCUCAUUACCCUUCCUCCUCUCAUCAAUUGA
Molecule: messenger RNA, 330 nt
Organism: Sphenostylis stenocarpa
Lineage: Eukaryota; Viridiplantae; Streptophyta; Magnoliopsida; Fabales; Fabaceae
Source: the annotation of a GenBank genome assembly